CUGUCGUUGACAUUAUUUUGACGUUUAUUUCCGUAAAUACUCCGUUUGUUUAUUACAAUGAUUUAACCGCUCACCCCGUCCCCACGAACCCAUUCCACCCUCAAAACCCCCAAAAUGGUGAUAUUGCAAUUGGAAGAGCAGCCCCCCAUAGUCCAGGCCAUCUUCGUAGGCGGCGAACCGGAAAGAAUUAAAGACCUCAUUAAAAUCAAACAAGACGUCAAUUGCUUAGAUUGCGAUAAACGCACCCCACUACACGCUGCAGCUUUUAAAGGAGACGCAACAAUAGCCUCAGUCCUGCUUUCAAACGGGGCUCGCGUAAACGCUAAAGACAGCAAAUGGAUAACCCCACUUCACCGCGCAUGUUCCAUUGGUUCCAGUGAGACAGUUUCCGUUUUAUUGUAUUAUCACGCAGAAGUGAAUGCGCGAGAUAAAUUGUGGCAGACCCCACUUCACGUGGCUGCUGCAAAUGGGGCCUACGAAUGUGUAGAGCAGUUGCUGGACCACGUUCCAAAUCCGAAUGUUACGGAUAGGGCGGGGCGAACUGCGCUACAUCAUGCUGCUUAUAACGGUCAUACGGAUAGCGCAGAGCUGUUGAUGUCAAGGGGGUGCAUUGUUAAUGCGUAUGAUAAAAAGGAUUGUAGGCCUUUGCAUUGUGCUGUGCAGAUGGGCCACAUGGAUACAGUGGAGUUGCUCUUGAAGUAUAAAGCUGAUAUUAAUGCGAAAGAUAGAAAUCAGUAUACACCGCUACAUGUAGCGGCUGCGGGGGGUACGGAUAUAGUUUGUCGACUUUUGAUAGGUAAUGGGGCCGAUGUUAACGCACAAAACGUGUUUGGGAACACGCCUUUACACAUCGCUUGUUUGAAUGGGCACCAUUUGGUUUGUCAAGAGUUGGUGAAUUCGGGGGCGGAUAUUGAAGCUGUGAAUUACAGGGGGCAAACGCCUCUGCACAUCGCAGCAGUUAGUACAUAUGGGGUUGAUUGUAUGAUGUUAUUAUUGACUCAGAAGGUGGAUAUUAAUCGGCAAAGCUUAGAUGGUAGGACUCCGUUACAUAUGACUGCGAUCCAUGGUAGGUUUACAAGGAGUAAGAUUUUGAUUGAUAAAGGGGCCACAAUCGACAGCCCUGAUAAAAAUGACUGUACCCCUUUACACAUAGCGGCGAGGUAUGGCCAUGAUCUUCUCACCAAUACAUUACUGUCAUAUGGUGCCAAUCCAUCACAACGGGGCUACGAGGGACGGCAGUCCUUACACAUGUGUUGUUUAGCAGGUUACGUUGAAUGUUGCCGAAAAUUACUCCAAGCAGGGGUCGAUUUAAACGCUUUAGACGACUCAGGGAAAACACCUACACAUUGUGCUGCUUAUAGAGGUUCUGUAGAAUGUUUAGAUUUGUUGGUGAGUAAUGGGGCGAAUUUUCACCUCACGGAUAACAUUGGGCGCCUUCCGUUACACUAUGCUGCGUCUCAGGGACAUUACCAGUGUGUUUUUACUCUUGUUGGUAUUGGUAGUCUUACAAAUUCUGUCGAUAUGGAGGGAUGCACUCCGCUGCAUUUGGCGUCAGGGUAUGAUACAGAGGGGAAAUGUAUCGAGUAUCUUCUUCAGCAUAAAGCUGAUCCUUUUGUCAAGGAUCGACGGGGUUUUACCCCUUUACACUACGCUAUGGCUGGGGGUAACAUCGCGGGAGUUAGUCGAUUGUUGGGCGUGAUUGAAAAUUCUACGCUUUUCCAGCAAGCGGAUAUGCCUGAUGUUACACCACUCCAUCUAGCGGCCAAAUUAGGCAACAUUAACGUAAUGCGCGCAAUUCUCAGCUACUAUCAUGACGUCAACCUCCAAACUGAACAAGGCCUCACUCCUCUCAUCCUAGCAGCCCGUGAAGGCCACGUUCAAUGCGUCCACAUUCUCCUCAGGUUCGGUGCCAAAGUGGCUCUCUGUGAUAACCUCAACGGCAUGACCGCCGUACACUACAGUGCAAAAAACGGACACUCACAAUGCCUGACUUUACUCUUACACAAUAGCGAAGAUCGAAACGUCAUCGACAUGCUCGACGAGUACAAACGCACAGCAUUGAUGUUAGCCGUAUCGGGGAACCACAUAGAAUGCGUCCAGACUCUGCUCAAGUGCGGAGCAGACCCCAACGUCGUGGACGACGAUAAACAUUCCUGUUUGUUUAGAGCGGUAGUGACGGGCCAGAAUAGCAUGGUACAACUCCUAUUAACGAACAACGCAAGAGCAGAUUGCAUGGACUGUCACGGGAAAAGUGUCCUCCAUCUUGCAGCGGCCUGCGGCCAUCUUGUUUGUUUGCAGACAAUUCUCGGGUAUUUAAGCGAUAAGGACACUUCCCUCUUGGACCAUCAAGAGUGCUCGGCGUUACACUGGGCCUGCUAUAACGGCAACGCCAACUGUGUCGAAUUCCUCUUAGAGAACAACGUUUUCGAGAAACUGGAAGGGAAUCCGUUCUCGGCGGCCCAUUGUUCAGCAUUUGCAGGCUCGGAACGUUGCCUCGACUUGCUUUUCCAGAAAUUUGGGAACGAUAUUGCCAAUUUAAGAGACUCACGUGACCGUACACCUUUACACAUUGCCGCGUUGCACGGACACGUAGAAUGUGCCAAGCUUUUAAUCGAAAAGGGUGGGGAUGUGAGAACACGUGACGAAGAUGGGCGGACACCGUUGAUCGCUGCUGCUCAAUACGGACAAGUCAGUUUCGUCGAGUAUUUGUUGAGUAAUGGCGACGUCGAGAGAUGCGCACAAGAUAAUCAAGGCAAUACGGCACUCCACUGGUCUUGCUACCGGAAAUACAAUAAUAUUGCCUUGCUUUUGCUUGAAAAUAGCGAAGAUACGGAGUUUACCAAUCUCACAAACAGUGAUGGGAAAACGGCGCUUCAUUUAUCCUCUCGCAAUGGUUUAGUGGACGUGACCAAAGAACUUCUCCAAAAAGGGGCUUCCGUGACAGCUGUAGAUAACGAGGGUCUGACACCAGCGUUGUGUUGUGCUCCUAACCUAAACGUCGCUCAAUGUUUGGCGUUAAUCUUACGAAACCUGCCCAAAGAAAACGUGUACAAUGGUCCUUCAGCCUUAAAUCUUCAUAUACACGAUGAACAAUGAGCACGGGCCCAAGACGGACCCUUGCCGUAGUAUAAGAUGCAAUCACUAAAUAUCGUUAACUGUAACUAAAUUACAGGUUUAGAUUUGUGAUAUUGACGAAUUUUGUACAUUGUCACAAGUUGCUUUAAUCUCGUGAUAAUUUUAGCUUUUUAUAAUGUAGUUUAACAUUUUUUACCUUUGGAUGUCAUUACCAUUUUAAUCUUACGGUGCUAAUUUUUUGACAAGUGGAAAUCGAGUAUCGGUGGCAAUUUUCGUGUACUUAUAUUUCUAACUCGUUUGUAACUCUGCUAGUCGCUUUUUUGUUCGUUUUUACCAGGAAACAAAGUGUUCAAAUAACAGUUUUGGUAUGACAUGUAGUAUUUAUUGCGAUUUUACAGUUUUUAAUAAAACUUCUAAAACCAA
Molecule: messenger RNA, 3498 nt
Organism: Zophobas morio
Lineage: Eukaryota; Metazoa; Arthropoda; Insecta; Coleoptera; Tenebrionidae
Product: serine/threonine-protein phosphatase 6 regulatory ankyrin repeat subunit A-like
Exons: 9
Coding region: 115-3096 (993 amino acids)
Molecular function (GO): protein binding
Source: RefSeq, a predicted model, not a curated record